CAGUUGAUCAGCACAUGGGGGGAGGAAAGCAGCACAGAGGACCUUUCCAGGGGGUCCGUGUGAAGAACUCAGUGAARGAGCUGCUGCUGCACUUCAGAAGCAGCAAACAGAUGUCCUCGGGCUCUGCUACUGAUGAAUGCAAGACACAAGGAGGAUUGGUGAAUUACGAACAGUACACAGAGCUCAAGAAUAUACUUGGCCACAGUGGCAAAAGAAAGGCUUCUGAGCACCUUUCUGAUGGAUCUUCUUACAAACGCCAAGCUACUGUUCAUCCACACCUCCUGACACCACCUCAGACACCCACUUCUAUGGACAGCAUGGAGGAGACUCAUAAAAACGAGCCGAAGCUUGACAGCAAUUCUGAUCUGCUUCAGAACAUCAUAAACAUCAAGAAUGAGUCCAGCCCUGUUUCUCUGAACACUGUGCAGGUUAGCUGGCUGCACCCUGUCUCUAGCCACAACUCCUCACCCAGGGAGCAAUACCAGGACAGCCCGGGCCCACAGACCUUCUCCCCAUCCCAGAAGUACCAGCCAUUCCAAGAGCAGCCCUCCCAGCACCUGCUUGAUCCUCCGCAGCAUUACGAGUUUCCUGCAUCACAGAGCCAGGAUUUGUCACAGAGUUUCCCUUCGGAUGCCUCCCUGGAGUACAGGCCCUUCUCUGCCAGUGAGCAGUCCCCAGGCUACCAGCAGAACACCUUUGAGAGCCCCGAGCUGCAGUUCUGUGCCUCACAAAGCUUCUCCUCUCUCCUGAAUGAUUCAGAAGGCUCAGAGAACAUCUCCCCGGCCCUGCAGCCCCUGAGCAGUGCUCACCUGCAGGCUGAUGCCAACACACACCCUCCCAACUUCAGCUUGGUUCCCAGCAACAUCUGUGGGGGUCUCGAACGCAGCAUCUCUCUGACUGCUCUGAAUGUCUCCCUAACGCACCAGAACUCUGCCAGAAGCACAGCGCAGCUGGGCAAGUCCUUCUUUCAGUGGCAAGUGGAGCAGGAGGAGAACAAGCUGGCCAGUAUCUCCCAAGAUCAGUUCCUCGCAAAAGAUGCGGAUGGAGACACCUUCCUUCACAUCGCUGUUGCCCAGGGCCGGCGGGCGCUCUCCUACGUCCUCGCCAGGAAGAUGGCUGCCCUGCACAUGCUGGAUGUUAAAGAGCACAACGGCCAGAGUGCCUUCCAGGUGGCUGUGGCUGCCAAUCAGCAUCUCAUUGUGCAGGACUUGGUUAGCUUGGGGGCUCAAGUCAACACCACAGACUGUUGGGGUAGGACGCCCUUGCAUGUCUGUGCCGAGAAGGGGCAUGCCCAGGUCCUUCAGGCCAUCCAAAAGGGAGCCAUGGGAAGCAAUCAGUAUGUGGACCUUGAGGCAACAAACUACGAUGGUCUGACAGCAUUGCAUUGUGCUGUGCUGGCACAUAACGCUGUGCUGCAUGAACUGCAAAACUGUCAACCACCUCACUCGCCAGAGGUUCAGGAGCUCCUGCUGAGAAACAAAAGCUUGGUAGAAACCAUCAAGACUCUAAUACAGAUGGGAGCCUCGGUUGAAGCAAAAGAUCGUAAAAGUGGUCGCACAGCUCUCCAUCUGGCGGCAGAAGAAGCAAACCUGGAGCUCAUCCGCCUCUUCCUGGAGCUGCCCAAUUGUCUCUCCUUUGUCAAUGCAAAGGCUUACAACGGCAACACAGCACUGCACGUGGCUGCCAGCCUGCAGUAUCGCGUCAGUCAGCUGGAUGCUGUUCGCCUGCUGAUGCGCAAGGGAGCUGAUCCAAGUGCCAGAAACUUGGAGAAUGAGCAGCCAGUUCAUCUGGUUCCYGAUGGCCUUGUAGGAGAACAGAUGAGACGUAUCCUAAAAGGGAAGGCGAUUCAGCAGAGAGUGUCGCCGUUUUAAGCUCCAUGUUUCUUGGAGUUCAGCCUCUUACACUCACUGUCAGUUAGGCAGUCCUAAUGUAUCUGUAAAUAGACCAUUUGCCUGGUGUGGGCAAAUGUUAGUUGUUUCUAUGAAACAAAAGUAUUGUGUUCACUAUCAUAUAGUGGGUUAUAUAAAGAAAAAAAUCUAUAUGCUCUGAGCAGAUGGGAAUGUUUCAUUCCCAAGUAUGUGGAACCUUUGCCUGGAUACCUGGAUUUCAUUGCUGUGGCAGAACUGAUUUAAUUAAACAGCAAAAUGAAUGACUUCUGGACAAAGACAAUGCUACAGGAAGGCUUUUCAGAGAGCGCUAUUAGAUGAUAACGUUGUAGAGCUCUUUAUUUGCACUUAAAUAUUAAGUGCAGGUGAAAUCAAAUAUUUUUGAAGCUGAAGAUUUAUUUAUAUACCUUGUAGCUUUUUUCCAGUAUCUUGUGCAGGAUUGUACAGUCACUGGCAUUAUUGUACAGAAUUGUAUAGAAUUUAUGGAGAGUUCGGAGAAUGAACUGAAAAAGAAACGAAUGUCUUGAUCUUGAACUUUUCAGUUGUAUGUGGAAUUUUGUACUGGUGCAAAUGGUAUGAAUUCUGAUUWUUGAAAGACUGAAGACCAAAGAUAUAAUCAAGGUUGUUUUUUUGACACUGUUUGUUGUCUGACUUGUUCAUACAUCCAAAAGCCUUGCUUUGGGGGACAAUAUMAUUUCUGCUGUACCCAGUACAGGCUUUUCUUUUGAUGGGGCAAAAGACUGAGGGAGUGACUUACACUGUAUGAAACUGUCGUGCUUUGAAGAAUAUGCUGCCAAUUCAGUGAAAGUAUUUAGCAUGUACUUAACCCUAGAUGCAUGCUGAAAUCUCUUGUUCACUGUAACACUUAAAUAUGUGUAAGCCCCGCUAGUGUCAGUAGGACUUAACUACAUGCAUAUGUAGUUUGCUGAAUUGGGCUCUAGUUAAUUCUAGAGACUCAGUGUUUCUUCACCUCCUAAGCAGAGUUAGUCCAUUUAUGGUUUUACCUUAUAGGUAGAGCAGAUAGCAGAGUAAUAUUUGAAAUUAACAUUUUUCAAUUUUUUAAUAACUAUGGCUGUUAAUGCAAAAUGUUUACUAGUGAUGUUGUAUACUUGCCUUCUGUCAGGAAAGUUCCUGAUGCUUUCAGACAAACUCAUGGUGAGCUGUAAUCCAGUGAUGUUCUCUUUAUGGUAUCUCUUGCUCUUCAACUCCCUUUGCAUCCCAAGC
Molecule: messenger RNA, 3110 nt
Organism: Nothoprocta perdicaria
Lineage: Eukaryota; Metazoa; Chordata; Aves; Tinamiformes; Tinamidae
Gene: NFKBIZ
Product: NFKB inhibitor zeta
Exons: 11
Coding region: 15-1871 (618 amino acids)
Biological process (GO): regulation of gene expression
Cellular component (GO): nucleus
Molecular function (GO): POU domain binding; DNA binding
Source: RefSeq, a predicted model, not a curated record